This is a messenger RNA of Akanthomyces muscarius, 387 nucleotides long. RefSeq lists its product as uncharacterized. Bases 1 to 387 code for a protein of 128 amino acids. The record is from RefSeq and is a predicted model, not a curated record. Lineage: Eukaryota; Fungi; Ascomycota; Sordariomycetes; Hypocreales; Cordycipitaceae. The transcript has 3 exons.
AUGGUUUUUAACAAAGACUUUGUCGCUACGUCCAGCCCGCGGUUGAUGCUCAUCUUCGCUGAUUGCGGUCCUCUGGAGUCUAACAGACUGGGCCAGCUGCGAAUCGAUGGCAGGCUCAUAAAGGUCAAGCAGAAGCCCGUGGCUGGCCCUCUGACGCAUGGCUGUGCUGCCAAGACAGGAAAGAAGCAACGAUACGGCUGGCUGCACACAUAUCAAUCAAAGCGCGAUCUGAAUGGACUGGUUCUGGAUGUGGAGAGCGCUGCAGUCUCAGGCUCACAAGGUGCUGGGGCAGGUGGAGAAGAUCCGUUGUACUUGCUGACUCUCGGCGUGGAUGAACAAGAUGACCACGAUCUUGAGGAGAAGUACAACGCAAAGGAGGGUGCUUGA